Molecule: messenger RNA, 2322 nt
Organism: Leptonychotes weddellii (Weddell seal)
Lineage: Eukaryota; Metazoa; Chordata; Mammalia; Carnivora; Phocidae
Gene: OMD
Product: osteomodulin
Molecular function (GO): protein binding
Source: RefSeq, a predicted model, not a curated record
ACAUAAAUGUGACCAACAGCACAAGCAUCUCAAUUUGAAUCCACAAAGUUUUGGAUAAUGAAAAGGAAUACAUAAUUUUAAUUCAACCCAAGUGUUUUCCAAGCAGAUUAUAUUUGCUUAAAUUGCUACAGUAAUUCAAGGACAGCCUUGUCUGGACACACAGUUACUGUGGAUUUUUAAGAGACUCAGUUAAAGAAUUUAGGAAUUUCUGAUUCAAUUUACAGGAUUUGCAAAUUCAUCAACCCCUGAAAACUAAAGCAAACUCAACAGGACAAAAAAAGAACAUGGGCUUUUUAAGUCCAGCAUGUGUCCUCUUCCUCUUUUUUGGAGUCAAAGUAUAUUGCCAAUAUGAAAAUUAUCAAUGGGAUGAAGAUUAUGAUCAAGACCCAGAUGAUGUCUACCAACCAGAAUUCCAAUUUCAUCCAAAUGAGGACUUUCAAAUUCCUUUUCAUCAGCAUGUGUUAGGCUGUGCCACUGAAUGCUUCUGUCCACCCAAUUUUCCAUCAUCAAUGUACUGUGAAAAUCGCAAACUCAAGACUAUCCCACGUGUCCCAGCACACAUACAGCAGGUCUACCUUCAAUUCAAUGAAAUUGAGGCUGUGACUGCAGAUUCAUUCAUCAAUGCAACUCAUCUUAAAGAAAUCAACCUCAGCCACAACAAAAUUACAUCUCAAAAGAUUGAUCACGGUGUGUUUGCUAAGUUGUCAAAUCUACUACAACUUCACCUACAGCAUAACAAUCUAGAAGAAUUUCCAUUUCCUCUCCCUAAGUCUUUGGAAAGACUUCUUCUUGGCUACAAUGAGAUCUCCAGGUUGCAGACAAAUGCCAUGGAUGGGCUAGUAAACUUGACAAUGCUUGAUCUCUGUUAUAAUCAUCUUGAGGAUUCCAUGUUACAAGAAAAAAUACUUGCCAAAAUGGAAAAAUUAAUGCAGCUCAACCUAUGUAAUAACAGAUUAGAAUCAAUGCCUCCUGGUCUGCCUUCUUCGCUUAUGUACCUGUCUUUAGAAAAUAAUUCAAUUUCUUCUAUACCAGAAAAUUACUUCAAUGAACUUCCCAAACUUCAGGCUCUACGAAUGUCACACAACAAACUACAAGACAUCCCAUAUAAUAUUUUUAAUCUUUCCAACCUUAUAGAGCUCAAUGUUGGACACAACAAACUGAAGCAAGCAUUCUAUAUUCCAAGAAAUUUACAACACCUAUACAUAGAAAAUAAUGAAAUUGAAAAUAUCAAUGUUACAGUGAUAUGUCCAUCUGUUGACCCACUGCAUUACCACCACUUAACGUACAUUCGUAUGGACCAAAAUAAGCUAAAAGAGCCAAUAAGCUCAUACGUUUCCCUCUGCUUCCCUCAUAUACACACUAUUUAUUAUGGUGAGCAAAGAAGCACUAAUGGUCAAACAAUACAACUGAAGACCCAAGUUUUCAGGAGAUUUCAGGAUGAUGCUGAUAGUGAAGAACAUGAUGAUCACCAAGAAGGUCCAGAACAAGAAGCAACAGAAGAAAACACUGACCCUCACUAUUAUGGAAGUCAAGAAUGGCAAGAAACAAUAUAGGUAUACGUUUACGAUUUUAUACAAUAUUAUUAUUCAAUAUUAAUUUAAUUAAACAUGGAAGGCUCACAGUAAUGUAUCCAGAAUCACGUAUAAGAUCAGACUGAAUUUAAUUUAACAUUUGCAUCAUUACAUAGGAUUCAAACUUACUUAAAAUGACAUAAGUCUUUAGAAAUACAAAUUAGAAUCAUAAGUGGGAAUAAAAAACUAAACUUUAAACAUAAAGUAUUAUCAAGCUGAGGAAAAAAGCAAGUAUGCCAUCGCUAGUGAUAUUAACUGUUCUAAGAGUGAUGAAAGCAGCAGCACUAGAAGUCAAGAACUAGAGGAGGUCAGAGCUGAGAUGCCCAGGCUUAUGUUCCUGUAACGCACAGCCAUUCACUUAGGAGUCAAUUAUUUUUCUUUGACCUGAUCUCCAGAAAAGCUUUCACACUUGUAUGUGAAAUCUUAUCACCAUGACAUCCACCUCCCAUCCACCAUCCCCACCUACCACUGAGAGCAACAGAGGAUGCUUCUGAUUUUCAGAAGAGGUCAUUCUACUAAGGUUCCAAGACUUGUCGGUUCAUGAAAUCAAUAGGUCUUUGUAUUUCUCUCAGAGCACCAAAACAACAAAAUUCUAAAACCUGCAUUUGGGUAACUAAAAAACACCAAAUUGUCUCAUCACAAUCCAUAUUUUAGCAGAUUUCAGCAAUUGUCCAAAACAAUCUGUCUUCCAUUUUAACUGAGAUAAAUUUUUUUUUUUUUAAAGAUUUUAUUUAUUCAUUUGAGAGAGAGA